Molecule: messenger RNA, 999 nt
Organism: Chanos chanos (milkfish)
Lineage: Eukaryota; Metazoa; Chordata; Actinopteri; Gonorynchiformes; Chanidae
Gene: epyc
Product: epiphycan
Exons: 6
Coding region: 1-999 (332 amino acids)
Biological process (GO): bone development; articular cartilage development
Cellular component (GO): extracellular matrix
Molecular function (GO): protein binding
Source: RefSeq, a predicted model, not a curated record
AUGAUAAUGUUGGCCAGGUUUGUGUUGGGACUCCUGGUCCUUGAGAUGGUGGUGGCUUCUCCCCGUAGAUUUGGGCGGCAAGUGGAGUUGGACACGUAUGACAGCAACAACUAUGAUGUGGACAUCGAAGACUUGAAUUUGAAAAACCGGGAAGACUAUGAUUAUUACGAUGGACUGACCAUUGACGAGCCUCAGAUAGAGAUUGGCACACUGGCCCCAGAUGAGGACAGUGAUCCUGAGCCUGCUGCCUCACUGGAGGAAGAAGAGGAUGAACAAGAGGAGGAAGAGUCAGAGAAGCCCAUUAGGCCAAUGCUCAUCUCUCAGGGUUCAGGGGGGUCAGGGGUUCUGAUGGGCCCUGACGCUAAGGGAGGAAUGCCCACCUGUUUGCUGUGCACUUGUCUGGGUGGAUCCGUGUACUGUGAUGAUCUUAAACUGGAAAGUGUUCCACCACUACCCAAAGAGACCACCCACUUCUACGCUCGCUACAACAAGAUAACCAAGAUCAACAAGUCUGACUUUGCUAAUCUGAACAAGCUGAAGAGGAUCGACCUGACAAGUAAUGCCAUCUCGUCCAUUGAUGAAGACGCCCUCUUUGGGCUGCCUGCCCUCGAGGAACUGGUGGUGCGGGAGAACAGCGUGGCACAGCUGCCCCCUCUGCCUCCAACCAUGACUCUCAUUGAUGCCAGUCAUAACAACCUGGGCAGCAAAGGCAUACAGAAUGAAGCAUUCAAGGAUAUGACGGGCUUGCUGUACCUCUACCUGACAGACAACAACAUCGACUACAUCCCUGUGCCUUUGCCUGACAGCCUGCGCUCUUUGCAUCUACAGAAUAACAACAUUCAGAUGCUACACGAGGACACUUUCUGCAACCUGAAAGAUAUGAACUACAUCCGCAAUGGGCUGGAAGACAUCCGCCUGGAUGGAAACCCCAUCAACCUCAGCAGGACCCCACAGGCCUAUGUGUGUUUGCCUCGUAUUCCUGUUGGUGCUCUUAUUUAA